AUGCACAGGAAGCUGAUACUACCAACCAACAGCACAGCACAGCGUGGUGAUAGACGGGGCAGCAGGGAGGGGGGAGUGCGAAGAGCCUUGCAAAGGGGAUGGAGCGGGCGGGGCGGCGGGGAGGACAGAAGCUGCUGCAAGCACAGCGUGGCGGUAGAUGAGGGAGAGGUAGAAGGCAAGGCAGAGGAGGAGGAGGAGGAGGAGGAGGAGGAGGAGGAGGAGGAGGAGGAGGAGGAGGAGGAGGAGGAGGAGGAGGAGGAGGAGGAGGAGGAGGAGGAGAAGAAGAAGAAGAAGAAGAAGAAGAAAGGAGCUCCCUCAGAGAUUCAUUCCCCAUCUCAACCCCUUGGUGUCGUCCCAUAG
Messenger RNA from Closterium sp. Naga37s-1, 360 nucleotides. The record is from the annotation of a GenBank genome assembly. NCBI's taxonomy places the organism in Eukaryota, Viridiplantae, Streptophyta, Zygnematophyceae, Desmidiales, Closteriaceae.